GCGCCUCUGACAGUGGACGGCUUUGAUUCAUGGUGUUGUGGAGUCUCAUUUUUGGGUUUAGAGAACAAUUAAUGCCACCAGACUGCAACGCAUGAAGGUAGAGAAGAUGAAUGUGGAGGCUCUGAGCAGAGCAGAGUUGCUGACUCUCCUCAGUAUACUGGAGGGAGAACUUGAGGCCCAGGAUGUAGUCAUUCAUGCUCUCAGGGCCCGGCACAGAGAUGCUUUUGUCCAGGAGCGCUACGGACAAUACAACCUCAGCGAUCCCUUCCUGGCUCUGCAGCGGGACAACGAGGCCGCCGAGCGCCAGCACACGCUUUCUCAACCUCACACGCACCUGCAGGGCCGAGCAGAGGGCCCGAACCCUCUGGCUGUGCUCAAACUGGUCAUGACUCACUGCAAGAGGAUGCAAGAGAGGAUGAUGGGACAGCUGGCGGCGGCUGAGAACCGGCACAGGCGGGUGAUGUCUGAUCUGGAAAAGGAGAAGCAACGUCAUGCCCAGGACUCUGCACGGCGAGCUGAUUUUGUCGUCAUGCUGCAGACAGAGAGAGACAAACUGCUGCAGCAGUUGGAGGCAGAGCACACCACGGUGCUGAGACUGGAGAAGGAACAGGCGCAAGUGGUGAACAAGGUGGAGGAGUCGCUGUCGGAGCAGCAGCAGCUCUCCUCCAACCUGACGGUGGAGCUCCAGAGGGCCAGCAGCCAGGCUCAGGAGGAGGCUCAGAAGGCCUCGCACCUCCGCGCGUUACUGCAGGAGGAGACCAGUACGCUGGAGAAGCUCCGGGAAGUCCUCGAGGGUGAAAAGAGCAGGGCGGCCCAGCUGGAGGCUAGGUCAGAGAGGCAGCAGGCUGAGUACGACGCGGAGAGACAGCAAAUAAAAGCCAGGCUUGAAGCGGAGGAGGAAAAGAGCAAGCAGCUCCAGAAGCAGGUGGAGGAACUGAGGAAGAGACUGACUGAAUCUCAAGGAUGUAAAGAAGAGGUGAAGGAGGCGGUGAUGGAGGCAAACAAGUCACAUCCCAAGAGGAUGGUGUCCACCGCCGUCCAGACCGAGCUGGAUGGAAAGGUGACAGUGAUCCCUAAAUCCACAACACUGCCAAAGGUCAACGGCCUUCACACUCAUAAAGACACAAGCUCAUCGCAGGAGGGAAGAGGAGCAGAAAAUGGAGUUGACACUGGAGUUGGAACACCUUUGCAAUUCCCCGCUCAUACUCAUCCUCAUCCUCACUCCCCCUCCAGCACUGCGUCGUCCUCCCUCUCCUCUUCCCCCAUUUCCUCUCCAGUUCUGGCCAAGCGUCUGGGAAGUCCAGGCUUCCAUCAGUCCUCCUACCAGGCCGGGGUCAAUCAGAGAUUCCAGGCUGCCAGGCACAAGUUCCAAAGCCAGGCGGAGCUGGAGCAGCAGCAGGGUGGGCCCCUCUCCCCCAGAGACCUGUCCCCCACCACCUCAUCCACCCCUCCUCCACCGGAGCACAGCACAGCCAAACAGCUGGCCCGAAACACCGUCACCCAGGUGCUGUCCCGCUUCACCAGCCAGCAGGCCGGAGUCAAGUUGGCACCGGUCAGCAGCUCUCCAUUUGGAACAGACUACCGUAAUAUAGCAGCCUCUCCUCCGGGGGGAAGGUCGCCCUCUUCAGGUCCAUUAUCUCCAGGGAUCCGCUCCCCCCUCACCCCUCGCUCUGAGAAGACUCACCCUCCUCCAAUCCCACCCAAGAGGCCGGGGAUAAGUCCGACUCCAGGCUCGCCAAUUCAUUCCGCUCGGAUAACCCUUUUCCCCGAGCUGACGGGGAACCUCGGACACAGCAACAGCGGGCAGGAGGCAGCCAAGGAAUCAGACCUGGUUUUAUCCUCCAGCAGCUAAUGGUCCAACAUAAACUCAUUACUAAACGUUUUAGGACAGUUAGUAUUCAAAUUCAAAUUGGAGUUAUCUCUUGGCUAUCCCUUCCUGACUUUAUAGUGUGCAUUUUUUUUUAAAGAGAUGCUGUGUUUAUUACACUAUUGUCUCUAUACCACAGCCUGAAAAAUAUUGUUUUGAUGUUCCUCCUGCAUUUAUAAUGAAUUAUUCUUUAAUUUAGACUUUACAUAUUUAUUAGUUUCUGCCUAUUCUAUAUUAAGACUGUUGAAAAAAAAAACUACAUAGAAAACCAGAAGGGUUUUCUUUCAGGAAAGAAACAUCAAGGGAUUCCACAGUGCAAAUAUGGCUUACCUUCCCUGUACUGCAUCAAACUCUAGUCUUGUUGAAAGGGAAAAUGUACAAACAGAAGGGAUAAAAUGUGCGUAUAUGGAGCAGUAUAGACAAUGUUUUUAAAAUGUUCCCUAUGGGUACUUAUGCAAUUUUUUGGAGAUGCACCAGAAUAACAUUUGAAUGGAAAUAUUACAUAAAUCAGUUUAUUUGCCACUGAUGAACAUCACACAUAUGUAGUGUUGUUUCUGUUGUGAUCAAAUCAAAUCUUGUCUCAAAGAGGGAGAGCACCGUUUGCACUGCAUUUCUUUAUGUCUACACUCAUUCUUUUCCUUUCUUCAGGGAAUUCUGAAUCCUGCUUUACCCAAAUAAGAAUGACAAAGCUUCAUGUUUUAUAGAAAAUCUUUAAGAUAUUCAUAAUUUUUAACAUAAAGGGCACUAAAGUUUUUACAGUUGCUAUUGUAAUUAAACAUGUAUUUCUUAAACUUAGCUUUGAUUAAAUGUAAAAGUGUUAGACGAGAUGAUUUUAUUAGGUAUACCCUUUUAUGUCUCUUGUGUCAUUGGCAAAUUAGCUAAUCGUGAACACCUGCAACAUUCAGGGCUUAAAAUAAAUUCUACAGACAUCAAUACUUCUUGUUUCUGUACAGUGUAUCUGACGGACAUUUUGGUCAGAGAUGAUCUGUGGAUGCCACUAAAGGAAAAGAAUGCGGAGAGAUGUUCAGUCCUUUUAUUUUAACAGAAUGGGGCAGUACAGUCUUGAAGUAAAGAACUCGUCGGCACACAGAUGUAGUAUGUUCUGAAGGUUGAACACAG
Molecule: messenger RNA, 2986 nt
Organism: Menidia menidia (Atlantic silverside)
Lineage: Eukaryota; Metazoa; Chordata; Actinopteri; Atheriniformes; Atherinopsidae
Source: the annotation of a GenBank genome assembly